CACCAAAGUCGGAACUACGAGAGGUGAACCGAAGUGACAGCUGGCGGAUGAGCUGCAGCGCUCCUGAGAACAGCUUCUCAUUCUUCACGCUGAAUAUCACCGGGAACGGAUGAUUCCAUUCCGACAUUCACGACUUGUGGACUGAACUUUUUAUACUUCCACGCGUCGGAAGAAAAAAACAAACAUUCCGCGGAGCGCACAUGUGAAUUUAAUUACCUGUUGGGUUGUUGGGUUUUUUUUUUUGCAUGCAUGGUGGUGCUGGUGGUUCUUUUUCCUUCCUCGGGCGAAGCUUCUGUUUUCAGUUCAACUCCUUCACCCCGUGCAGUAUUUUCGCACCGGGUCUGAACUGGAGAGUCGCUGAAAGUUUUGCGCAAAGUCGAGUCGCGCGUUGCGGUUGUCGGGGCCGCGAGCGAGAGCGCGCGCUUUCCACACGUUUCGGACUGCGUGUUGAACUCCGUGAUUCGGCCGCGCGGAGCGCGUGCACAUGUCGGUCAUGCCACCGUUGCGCGUGCACUACAAACCUCGCGACAAAUAAUCAGAUCAAAUUAAUAAAAACCCAAAUAUCUGUGUGUACUUAUUAUUUUUCUUUUUCGAUCUGUUCGGAUUUAAAUCAAAUUCACGAAGGACGGAAAUCCUCUUCUCUCCGGGCAUAAAGGAGUUUCACAAAGACGCGCAUCUGCCCUUCAACCCACCGUUCCUGCUCUACAGGAGAGCAUGGCAAUGGUAGUAAACCAGUGGCAGGAGAGCAUCGCAGCCGACCCCGGCUCUCAGCUGCAGCUGUGCGGCCAGGAGCCCGGUGGCGCCCCGGCCACCCCGUCCGCGUCCACGCCGGGGAACGACGCGCUCGGCGCCGACAAGCUCUCCAGCGUGGACUGCAUGGUGUGCGGGGACAAGUCGAGCGGCAAACACUACGGCCAGUUCACAUGCGAGGGCUGCAAGAGCUUCUUCAAGCGCUCCGUGCGCCGCAACCUGACCUACAGCUGCCGCGGGAACCGAGACUGCCCCGUGGAUCAGCACCACCGCAAUCAGUGCCAGUACUGCCGCCUGAAGAAAUGCCUCAAGGUCGGCAUGAGGAGAGAGGCCGUCCAGCGAGGACGCAUGUCCAGCUCUCAGACCAGUCCAGGCCAAUACCUGCCUAAUGGAAACGACCCAUACAAUGGACAACCAUAUCUAUCUGGCUUCAUCUCUCUGCUUCUGCGGGCAGAACCAUAUCCCACGUCCCGCUACGGCGCCCAGUGCAUGCAGUCAAACAACCUGAUGGGUAUCGAGAACAUUUGCGAGCUGGCAGCACGUCUACUUUUCAGCGCUGUAGAGUGGGCCAAGAACAUCCCAUUCUUUCCAGACCUACAGCUCAUGGAUCAGGUGGCGUUAUUGCGCAUGUCGUGGAGCGAGCUGUUCGUGCUGAAUGCAGCACAGUGUUCCAUGCCCCUGCACGUGGCACCACUGCUGGCUGCCGCCGGGCUGCACGCCUCCCCGAUGUCAGCUGAGCGCGUGGUGGCCUUCAUGGACCAUAUCCGUGUAUUCCAGGAGCAGGUUGAGAAACUCAAGGCCCUGCAGGUGGACACAGCAGAGUAUUCCUGUCUCAAGUCCAUUGUGCUCUUUACUUCAGAUGCCAUGGGUUUGUCAGACGUGGCUCAUGUGGAAAGCAUCCAGGAAAAAUCGCAAUGUGCCCUGGAGGAGUAUGUAAGGAAUCAGUACCCCAAUCAGCCGAACCGUUUUGGGCGGCUCUUGCUUCGCCUGCCUUCGCUGCGCAUCGUCUCAUCACCCGUGAUCGAGCAGCUCUUCUUUGUGCGCCUGGUGGGCAAGACACCCAUCGAGACGCUGCUCAGGGACAUGCUGCUGUCUGGCUCCAGUUACAACUGGCCUUACAUGCCUGUCCAGAGAGACCGACCCCUCUCGCUUCACUACAACGAAAACGGGCCUUGACCCCAUCCACAUCCCCUGAAGCCACAUCAUGUAGAACCCAUCAGCACCUAAUUCGCCAUUCUGUGGUCGGGAACGGAACUCUUGAGACGCUCCUGUGCCAAGAUCUCUCCUGCAGUUGCUCGACAGUGUUUACGGACAUCAUGACUGAGUACAUGACUGCAUCACCUUGACUGAGAAGGGCAAAGUCCAUUUCAGUCCACUGAUUUUCAAACAAGCCAGAAGCCAUUAAAGCUGAUACCAAAGUGGGGGUGUUUUUUUUGUUUUGUUUUUUUUUUCAGGACAUUUUGAGGAAAAUGAGCCUUUAACAGGGCUUUUGGAAAAACGGUCUGUAUGUUUAAGUGGAGAAACCGCGCUAACACUACAGUCUGAAAGACAAGAGGCCAGUAAGACUCUGAAUAUGCUAAAGCCACUGCCAAAAUAUAAACGGCGAUAAAAAAAACUCUAUUGUGGUUUGUCUCAAUGUCAUUUUGAGUCUCUGAAGGAGUUUGAAGAUGUGAAAGAGGCACUUCGUAUUUGAAACCAGCCAGGCACCCUCCCUUUUUUCUCUAAGCUCUUUUCAGCUAUCACCAAAAAUCCAGCACAGCUAGAUAGACUUUCUGUAGUUGCCAUGUAAAGUCAGUCUAUAGUGCUUAAUUUUUUCAUCAAGGAAAACACUGAAUAGUAUAUCAGAGGGAAAAAAAAACAGGACCUUGGCAUAUGAUAUGCUCUGUGGGACCGGGCACCAUGCUGUAUGUAGCAUCAAGUAUUUCAUUAUUCUUCUAGCAGUAUGUUUCUGUAUGUCACUGUUUUAACAUGGCACUACAGCUUUCAAAGGCAACCUUUUGGAUUUAGAAGCCACGGGGUCUAAGAAAGCAUGACCUGUUAUAUUAGUUCACAGAUUAUUUCUAUAAGAGUUUUUUUUUUUUCUCCUGUAUUUUAGGUUUGACAAAAAAAUAAAUCCUUGAAACAAAAUUCCUCGUUCACCUUCUGAAAUGAUUUGUUCAAAUAUUUUAUAACUUUGUCAUUGCAUAUUACAGGAACAUAGCAAUCAAAUGCUGCUUAGCAUCUAGCAGAAGCGCAAAUAGCGGUCGUACAGCAAUGCUACCAAUAUAAUAGACAGAUGGCCUACAGUUAUAUAAGAUAAUCUAGGAUGUGUUGUGAAUUUACAGUUAUAUACAGAUGCAAUUAUACAGAGAUAAUACAGAAUGUCCAGCAUGUAACAGAACUACAUGAUGAUUACUGGCAGUAAAAAUCAGCAAAGCAUUAAUGAGACACCAGUGUACUUGCGGUGUAGUGUAGAGUUCAGAAAAGUGAUGGAUAGUUUUAAUGGUUGGAAAAAAGGUGGCUUUGAAGCUAUAGAGUUAAUGCUGUGUUGCAUAUUUAUUUUAGGAGCAUAUCCUGCGUUUGUGUCUGAGUUUAAUGUUCAUUUGUGUAUAAUGAGACUCAGUAAUGUAUACUUAGACUUACUGGGACAUUAUAGACAGACUAAGCUGUCAGGUAACCAAUUUAUGUCAAUUACAUUUUCAUUCACAUUUUUUAAAAUUGGUUCAAUAAAAAAUUUGUAAUAAGUAAAAACAAUUGCGCCCUCUAAAGGGAGAUAGAGGUAAUGUGUGUCUGCUGUAGCUACUACAAUGGCUAAGCUGCAUUAGUGGAAGAUUUAUCAUAUAGACGCUUUGGUAACAGUCAAUAUUUAGUUAUCAUUUUGAUGUUUUUAACUUCUUUUCAAUUUUAUUUCAAUUAGUUUUGUGGAUUAUGCUAAUAGAAAAAUCUGUAUAAACAUGAUUGGUAAAUUACUGAUUGUUGGCUUUAAUCAACAUACACAAUUAAGAAAGUCAGAGAAACUUUUGUAAAUCUUCCAGAAAUAUAUAUUUAUAUGCUUA
Molecule: messenger RNA, 3785 nt
Organism: Silurus meridionalis
Lineage: Eukaryota; Metazoa; Chordata; Actinopteri; Siluriformes; Siluridae
Gene: nr2f5
Product: nuclear receptor subfamily 2, group F, member 5
Exons: 4
Coding region: 715-1926 (403 amino acids)
Biological process (GO): anatomical structure development; cell differentiation; regulation of transcription by RNA polymerase II
Molecular function (GO): RNA polymerase II cis-regulatory region sequence-specific DNA binding; nuclear receptor activity; zinc ion binding
Source: RefSeq, a predicted model, not a curated record